CUAGACUGUGGACAUCCAUAAAGAAAAGGUUGCUCGCAGAGAGAUAGGCAUUUUGACGACCAAUAAGAACACAUCGAGAACUCACAAAAUUAUAGCGCCAGCGAACAUGGAGCGUCCUGUAAGGUAUAUUCGAAAACCUAUAGACUACACGGUGCUGGAUGAUGUUGGCCAUGGCGUAAAGUGGCUAAAAGCCAAGCAUGGAAAUAACCAGCCUGCAAGAACUGGCACCUUGUCAAGAACAAAUCCGCCUACACAAAAACCACCAAGUCCUCCCAUGUCAGGCCGGGGAACUCUGGGACGAAAUACUCCUUACAAAACCCUGGAGCCAGUCAAACCACCAACGGUCCCUAAUGAUUACAUGACCAGUCCUGCCAGACUGGGCAGCCAGCACAGCCCGGGGAGAACAGCUUCCUUGAACCAGAGACCAAGAACACACAGUGGUAGUAGUGGAGGAAGUGGCAGUCGAGAGAAUAGCGGCAGCAGCAGUAUUGGCAUUCCCAUUGCCGUGCCUACACCUUCGCCGCCAACCAUUGGGCCAGCACACAUUUCUGUUCCUCCUCCUCCUGGAGCCCCGCCAGCACCACCACUGCCACCACCUCUCCCGAUGGGCAGUCUGAUAGCUGCUCCAGGUUCAGCUCCUGGUUCCCAGUAUGGCACAAUGACCAGGCAAAUCUCGCGACACAACUCUACCACUUCUUCAGCAUCUUCUGGUGGAUACAGACGGAAUCCUUCUGUGACUGCCCCAUUUUCUGCUCAACCUCAUGUUAAUGGCGGGCCUCUUUAUUCUCAAAAUUCAAUUUCUAUUGCUCCACCCCCUCCCCCUAUGCCUCAGUUGACUCCACAGAUACCUCUCACAGGCUUCGUGGCCAGGGUGCAGGAAAACAUUGCUGAUAGCCCGACUGCUCCAGAUAAAAGGAAAGCAUUAGAAGAGACCAAAGCCUACACAACUCAGUCUCUAGCCAGUGUUGCUUAUCAGAUCAAUGCUCUGGCCAACAAUGUGCUACAGCUGCUGGACAUCCAGGCAUCCCAGCUGCGGAGGAUGGAGUCCUCCAUCAACCAUAUCUCCCAGAAUGAGUCUAGUCUAAAUGACUGGACAACUAAUCUUGAUUAG
Messenger RNA from Meleagris gallopavo (turkey), 1111 nucleotides. The record is from RefSeq and is a predicted model, not a curated record. Lineage: Eukaryota; Metazoa; Chordata; Aves; Galliformes; Phasianidae.